This is a messenger RNA of Etheostoma cragini (Arkansas darter), 6262 nucleotides long. RefSeq names its product phosphodiesterase 4C, cAMP-specific a (gene pde4ca). Lineage: Eukaryota; Metazoa; Chordata; Actinopteri; Perciformes; Percidae. Gene Ontology annotation, molecular function: 3',5'-cyclic-AMP phosphodiesterase activity. Bases 1120 to 3312 code for a protein of 730 amino acids. The transcript is spliced from 16 exons. The record is from RefSeq and is a predicted model, not a curated record. Gene Ontology annotation, cellular component: nucleus; cytosol; perinuclear region of cytoplasm. Gene Ontology annotation, biological process: signal transduction.
ACUCUCUAGGGAGAUAGAGUUGUUGUUGUUUGUUGUAUUAAGCCCAAAUUUGGUCCCACCACUCUCAAGAGAGAAGAGAAGAGAUAGCAGGAGUCAGUUAUGGCCCACUGACAGGGGACUACAUGGGACGGCCCACUCCAAAGAGCAUCUGAUGGGAUUAUAACUCUUUCCAGCUCACUUUUUCCCCCACUAAGAAUAACUCAGUCUGUUUGGUGGUGCAGCAUCACAGAGGCAACCCAAUGUUCAGAUGGACAUCUUUGUCUCUAGUUUGUUGGACCUGAUUUUUAAAGACAGAAAAAUACCUUGGAGCCGUUGCUGAGGAUUUUUUUUUUUGCUGCUCAAUCUUUCUGUUUUCCAUUUAGGACUACGUGGAGAGAGAAAGCACACACGAGAGAAGUGUUUGUCUUGGCAAGUGUGUGGUGGACUGAAAGCAGAACGAAUAAGGAAGUUGUCCCAGAUGAGCCCUGACAGCUUAUCCAACACUCAAUUGCACCUAAAUUUGAUUCAGCCCCAUAUUUUCACUGUCAGUGAGAUGACUGGCUAACUUGUCUCUAACAGUCAAGAUUCGUUGCCUUUUUAGGAUCUUCACAGACUUGUACACACACACACAACACACACACACACACACACACACGCUGAGCUGGACCUUAUUGAAUCUUCCUUUUCCACUAAAACACAUGGACAUAUCCUUAACACGGGGACCAAAAGCUGAACCGCUAAUUGAAUUUCCAGUUUGAUGCACUUGCUGGAAAUAGCUUCUAGCUAAUAACCUUUAUCUUGUAAAUACAGAGAUUACUUAGCAGCCCUGUCUUCCUUUCAGUUUUGUUUGCACCAGGUGCAGCUGAUGAGUCUAUUGUGAUUUGCAUACUGGCGUUGUUUUACAAGUUGUCAUUCUUGGACCUGUUCUUCCUGCACUACCCUGUCAGAGGGACCUGUUUCCUAUAACUUGUAACCCCUGGACAACAUAAAGGAAUGUGAACAGCUCUCGUUUCCGAUUCAUGACAGCAUGGGGGUUUUGGUUGUGCCACAGAAGUUCACUUUGUUUAUCCCUCACCUCCCAAAGCUGCUGUUUUGAUGCCCCUCUGAACCCGUCCUAACUCUUUUCAAACUGCCAAUAAAAUGAUGAACAAAGACUCUCGCUUUUCAAGAAAGAUGCAUGGCAACUUCUCCACCCGCAGGCACUCGUGUAUUGGUUUUGAUGUGGAGAAUGGAUUGGCAGUGGGGCGCAGCCCCCUGGACUCCCAGACCAGCCCUGGCUCUGGCUCUGGUCUGGUCCUACAGGCCAACUUUCCUCACAGCCAGCGGCGGGAAUCCUUCCUCUACCGUUCCGACUCCGACUUUGACCUUUCACCCAAAGGUCCUUCCAGAAACUCCUCCACCGCCAGUGACCUGGAAGAAAGCUUGAAGCACUGGGAAGUCAACUGGUUGUCAACUCGACAUACAGAAGACAUGAUUGUCACACCAUUUGCACAGGUCCUCGCCAGCCUGAGGACAGUCCGAAGUAACUUUGCCGUCAUAACCGGCCAGCAAGAUCGCACAGCCAGCAAGACGCGAUCCUCAGGCAGCAACCCUCCGUCCAUGUGCAAGACCAGCCUCGCAGAGGAGCCUCACCAGCAGCUGGCCAUAGAGACUCUAGAUGAGCUGGAUUGGUGUCUGGAACAACUAGAGACACUUAAAACUCGACACUCUGUCAGUGAGAUGGCUUCCAACAAGUUCAAGAGGAUGCUGAACCGAGAGCUCACCCAGCUGUCAGAAACCAGCCGUUCAGGGAACCAGGUGUCUGAGUUCAUCUCCAGCACCUUCCUUGAGAAGCAACAUGACAUGGAUAUCAUGUCCCCCCCCACCAAGGAGAAGGACAAGAAGAAGCGGCCCAUGUCCCAGAUUAGUGGUGUGAAGAAGGCCACCCACAGCCCCAGCCUCGCCCCCUCCACCAUCCCUCGCUUUGGGGUCAACGCCAGCCAGGAAGGACUCCUAGCCAAGGAGUUGGAGGACAUAAACAGAUGGGGUAUUGACAUCUUCAAGGUCUCUGAGUAUUCUGGGAAACGCCCACUUACGGUCACCAUGUACUCCGUCUUCCAGGAACGUGACCUGCUCAAGUCCUUUAAGAUUCCUGCAGACACUUUCAUUACCUUCAUGAUGACUUUGGAGGAUCACUACCAUGCCGACGUGGCCUACCACAACAACAUCCAUGCUGCAGACGUGGUCCAGUCCACCCAUGUCUUACUGUCCACACCAGCUCUGGAGGCCGUGUUUACUGAUCUGGAGAUCCUCGCCGCUUUGUUUGCAAGCGCCAUACACGAUGUGGAUCACCCUGGAGUUUCCAAUCAGUUUCUCAUCAACACCAACUCAGAGCUGGCCCUGAUGUACAAUGAUUCGUCUGUGCUGGAGAAUCACCACCUGGCUGUUGGCUUUAAGCUUCUGCAGGAAGAUAACUGUGACAUGUUUCAGAACCUAAGCAAAAAGCAGAGACAGUCGCUGCGCAAGAUGGUCAUUGAUAUGGUGCUGGCCACAGAUAUGUAUAAACACAUGAACCUACUGGCAGACCUGAAAACCAUGGUGGAGACCAAGAAAGUCACAAGUCUAGGAGUCCUACUGCUAGACAACUACUCAGAUCGCAUACAGGUCCUUCAAAACAUGGUGCACUGUGCAGACCUGAGCAACCCCACCAAGCCUCUGGAGCUGUACCGGCAGUGGACAGACCGCAUUAUGGUGGAGUUUUUCACCCAGGGGGACAGGGAGAGAGACAAAGGCAUGGAGGUCAGCCCCAUGUGUGACAAACACAAUGCCUCAAUAGAGAAGAACCAGGUGGGUUUCAUUGACUACAUCGUUCAUCCUCUGUGGGAGACGUGGGCUGACCUUGUCCACCCAGAUGCUCAGGAGAUCCUUGACACACUGGAGGAUAACAGAGAGUGGUACCAGAGCAUGAUCCCCCACAGCCCCUCACCCCACCCAGAGGGCCCGGGGGAGGGAGCCCCUGCUGGGGAAGCCUCAGCGCUCGGUGUGGCCGGCGGCUCCAUUUCGGUCGACAAGUUCCAGUUUGAGCUGACCUUGGAAGAAGAGGGAGAGUCUGACACAGAGAGUCCACCUGAGGAAGAGGAGGGCCACAGUGGCAGUAAGGGGCCUGAACUCUCCAGAACUGAUUCUGGCAGCGGACCCAAUGCAGUAUCUGCUACGUCUCGUCGACUCACUAAAAAGCUCACUAGUGAUUCAGUCCGGACGUUUUCUUUAGACUCUGAUAAAGAUAUGGCAGAAGAGAGAGAGACAGAAGAGCAAGGCGUCUCUGAGGUUCCACGCUUCAGACUUGGCACAUAGCACCAGUCAAAAGUUAUAUUUCUUUUGGCCUUUUUUUUGUUUAUUCUUCUUGAAUUUGGUGCCUCCGCUGUUACUCCUCUUCUCUCACUCCAACCAAAACACCACCAACUCUGGUUUCUGCAGACAGGGUGACAGCAAGCCUCGGGUUAGGGAGUACGGGAGAGCGCUGUGGGGGUGUGGGUGGUGUUAUGAAAGUCUGCAGUUUUACACAGCAGUCACUUGCACUGGAGAGAGACAGAUAGAGUCACUGUUCUAAUAGAGGACAGGAAACCAAGUUUGUGACCGGUCCUUUGAGUUCUGUGACUUUCAGUCAGUCAUACUGUGGACGUUCUACAGAGACAAUAAGAAGUUCAGAAGAAACUUCCCUUCUACCAGCCUACCCAAGGUCUACUACAACAAAUGACAGAACUGUCUUCCUCUUUUAUAAAGAAAGUGAAGAAGUGAUGAAUGAGCGUGAAAACACAACGUCUUGAAAGACAUCUUGCCAAACUUGCAAUUUACAGGCACAACGCUGUUUUGACUGCCUUUUCAUUUUUUAGUUUGUUCAUUCUGUUGUCUUUUAUUUAGGUCCAUAUGCGGUGAAAUACGGUAAAUGAAGGUACAGUAAAUAGCAAACUUCAAAGCAGUGUAAGCUAAGCUAUGGCAGAAAGAAGCUAUGCUUGAUUUUGUGCAGGAAACUUUAAAUGCAGCAUUCAAAGUAAAAUAAACAUUUUGUAUAAGUAGCACUCCUUUCAGCCCAUUUAAUUGUGUUCAGCAAGCAGUAGUUUUGGAAGAAUAUGAUUAUACUGAAGUGGCUGGCAGAACAUAUAAUUUUUGGGGUUUACUAUUUCCAUUUUUAUAAUCCUAAACUAUCUGAUAUUGUAAAACUGAGCCAGAUUCAGUGUAGUGUUUUACAGUCAAGGAAUUACAUCCAAAGCAAUGUGGGCUGUGCACAUGGUGCCUCCCAGUGUCAACAAGUGGAACUGAACUUCUGGCAUUGGAGGCAAAUGAUUUGCAAGAUUUUGCAUAGGCGUAUAUGGAAAAUACAUCCAAAACAUAUUUAACUGUAGGACUACCCAGUUAUGUUUCAGUUUGCUAUUUUGAUUCAUUUUUGUUGGAGUUUCUUUUUAAAUAUAUAUGUCAUUAAUUUUUGCGUUCGUAAUAUUUGGCACCCAUUUUAUCAGUCUGCCUUCAAGUUUAGCACUUUAUGAAAAUCUUAUGUACACAUUGGAGGCUGAUGACUGUUUGUCAAUGACUGUCUAGCAACCAGCAUCGACAUGAUGCAAAAACUAAACUCUACAGUACAGCUACGAAUGCAUUUAGCUGUCCAUUUAAAUCCAUUACCACAUCAUGUGUCACACACAGCGAUCACCUACUGAAUACUGUUUUUGGUAACAUCCACUUGCAUAAAUUACUAGACUGAUAAGGGCAGUGUGUUAGAAGCACAAAGGUUGCGAAGAAGGAUGUUAGCAUCACUUUAACUGUAAAAUUCAGGAGACAGUUUCCUAUGCCAGAAUUUGUUUUCUCUCUCAUUGAUCAAUAUUUUGCUCUUCACAGGGACAUAGUCAAUGACAAAACAAGUGCCAAGCAAGCAUGACACAACCCGUACUGUAAUUUCCAUUUUGCCACUGGCUACUUUCCAUCAGUGACUGAUAAAGUUGGUUGAUUGUAGCACCCUGCGUGCCAAUCUGACCCUAGUGUCUCUGUUGCUUUUUUUUGUAUUCCUGUUCUAACAGUAACUGAAGCUGAUACUGUCUUAGAACAGUAAUGUGUUUUUUGUGUGUGAGUGAAUGACUUGGUUAACGUUUUUGAUGUAUUUGCUGAGAAAAAAACCAAAGCACUUUGUAUGGUACUUUUACAGUUCUGCACUUCCAUUAUACAGUUGAACAUGUAUAACAUGACUUCUUACCUGUUUUUCUGUCUGCAAAUGGUGUGGUGGUUGAGUUCAAUUGCAUGGACUUUGCCAUGUUGGAGAGACUGACAUUGUUUUAUUUGUUCUUUUUUUAUAAUUGACUGUACAAACAAAAAAGUGUUUUGUUGAAAUUCAUGACAUUGGCUGCAGGAUGUGAAGAAGCGUAAAGAUAACUUAGCCUGUGGAGCUAUUAACCUGUUUUUAUUUGAUCACCAUGAAACAUCAUGUUCUACUGGGUUAACGAGCUGAAAGGUUUCUCUUUGACGCCUUAUUUUCACACUUGGUUUCUGGUCAUAGAUGUAUUCACUGACAUGCUGGAGUAAAACAUGUGCAAUCUUUUCAGUAGCUAUAACAGCACCAAACAGACCAACACUCAAGGAGGCCUUCAGCACUAAGGACUAUUUAACAACAGCUUAAGCAGCACAACAUGCAAAGAUUCAGUCUGUAUCUGCGUGUCACUAAUUGUUUGAUUUUGUACAUUUUCCUCACAGUGCUUCAUGUACAGUUUUAUUUAUUACUUCUUUACUACUGUCAGAAACAAUGGGACAGUAGGCUUUUUGUAGUCUGGAGUUUAGUACUUAUGUGUAGCUUGAUGUGUGAGAAGGUCACACAGCACAGAUUUCCUCCAUUACUCUGCUUUUUCCCUUCUCGUUUCAUUUCUUUAUGUCUGAAAAUAACAUUAUACAUAAGCAAAAAUACUGACUUUCAUGUUUUUCUUGGAAUGACAAUAGUUUAGUGACACAUUUCCGUCUGAGUUUUCUGAAACAUCUAUCAUCUCCUGUCUUCCUCUGUUUCCACUGAUCGGUCAGAUCAUGUGUUCAUGAAGGAUCUUACAGUCAGAGUGUUGAUCUGAGUUUUUUUUUAUUUAUAGUGAAGAUAAUAUAGUCACAGGGCCUCAAGUCAUCCUAGAUCAGUAUUUCUGUUUUCAAAGACUUUAUGGGUUGUGAACUAAGACUGCAGCUUUGACAAUCUGAACUCUGCUGUUUAACUGCGAGUGUGUUAGCCCUCACUCCAACUAGAACUGUAUGCCUUGCUAAUAAAAGAAAAGCUCUUCACUCU